GCUUCUUCCGGCGCUCACUGUAUCAUCGUCACGGUAGAUCAUGUCGACGCCAGGACCCUUUGCAGACUCGCCAACCGCUCAAUCUCAGCCUUCUCCUUACACACAUUACCCCCCGGGAACAUUUCCUGAUGUAUCUCUGCAGCAGUCUUCCCAAACCACCACCACUACAGCCGCAGCCUCGAGCUCCUCCACAGCUGCAGCAAGUCAGCCACAAUCGCGUCAGGCAGCCGAGGAGGCCCGCAAGGAUCGAACUCUGGCUGAAUUCCUAGUCAUGCUCGAUGAUUAUGAACCCUUGAUUCCCAAUGAAGUAACAGACUACUAUCUCCAGAGGGUAGGAUUUGAAUGCGAAGAUGUGCGGCUAAAACGUCUGCUUUCCCUGGCUGCACAGAAGUUCGUAUCAGAUAUUGCUGCCGAUGCCUACCAGCAUGCUCGUAUACGUACGAACGCUGUUGGUGGCCGUGCGCGAGGCCCCCUCACUGGGCCAGGGUCUAAGGACAAAACAAGGACCGCACUGACCAUGGAUGACCUGAGUGCCGCGUUGGCUGAGUACGGCAUUAAUGCGAAAAAACCAGAAUUUUAUUUGUGAGCACGCAGAGGGGUCGCUUAGAUUUAUCGUUUUCACUAUCACUUGUCCCAAUGUAUUUUAGAUAGUAGCAAGCACCGUAAAAGCGGGAACACUAUGAACUCGCAUGGACUGUCUUCUCCUUGUAAUCCGCGGAUAUCGGGUUGAAAUUGACUCCCUCGCUUGUGAACGA
Suillus clintonianus is the source of this 755-nucleotide messenger RNA. RefSeq names its product transcription initiation factor TFIID 23-30kDa subunit-domain-containing protein. The transcript has 4 exons. Lineage: Eukaryota; Fungi; Basidiomycota; Agaricomycetes; Boletales; Suillaceae. Gene Ontology annotation, biological process: transcription initiation at RNA polymerase II promoter. The record is from RefSeq and is a predicted model, not a curated record. Gene Ontology annotation, molecular function: RNA polymerase II general transcription initiation factor activity; promoter-specific chromatin binding. Bases 41 to 586 code for a protein of 181 amino acids. Gene Ontology annotation, cellular component: nucleus; transcription factor TFIID complex; SAGA complex.